Molecule: messenger RNA, 1399 nt
Organism: Thalassophryne amazonica
Lineage: Eukaryota; Metazoa; Chordata; Actinopteri; Batrachoidiformes; Batrachoididae
Gene: nudt19
Product: nudix (nucleoside diphosphate linked moiety X)-type motif 19
Exons: 3
Coding region: 200-1309 (369 amino acids)
Cellular component (GO): mitochondrion
Molecular function (GO): hydrolase activity, acting on acid anhydrides, in phosphorus-containing anhydrides
Source: RefSeq, a predicted model, not a curated record
GUAUUUGACACAUCUGCGCCGCUGCAUGACCCGAGGCAGCAUUUGGGUGUAGAAAGAUGGUCGAACAGUCCUCUGUGAUUGGCUGGGAGGCGACGCGAUCCAGUUUUCUUCUUUUAGAUAAACGGCCCAGACGCUUCCGUAUUUCCGUCAUCCUCUUGCACCGAAACAGAAACGAGGUGGCCAGCAACUGAACUUCAGGAUGAACACCUCCCUGACACGCUGGAAGGAAGCGGCCACCGUGAUUUUAGCGGCGGGACACCGGCUCAGGUCCUCCUUCGACUAUGACGUGUUGCUGCUCAAACGGAGCAGCAAAAGCGGCUUCUUGCCCAAUGCGUACGUCUUUCCCGGCGGUCUGCUGGACUCCUCGGACUUCUCCAACGAAUGGCUGGACGUAUUCAGUUCAUUCACCAACUUUCCUCAUUUCGGUUUGGGUCGUGUCAAACAACCAGUGGAGACUCGACCUCCGGUCUUCGCCACGGACAGGCUCAAACUGGGCUCACGUGUACCGGGAGAGGUGGCCUUCCGGAUCUGCGCCUUGCGGGAGACGUUCGAGGAGUCCGGCGUGCUCCUGGUGGUGUCCAAAGCGGAGGAGACCAGCUUGUUGCAGAGCAUGAAGGAGGGCUGCGUCAGUGAUCACGUGGCCCGGGCGCGCCUGUGCGGCAGCAGCGAACUAACCAAGUGGAAGGCUCUGGUCAACGAAAACCCCUUCAAUUUUCUCCGAAUGUGCAGAGAGCUGCAGCUGCUGCCGAACAUCUGGGCCUUACAUGAGUGGAGCAACUGGUUGACUCCCUCCUCGAGGUCGGGCAGGAGGUUCGACACAGCUUUCUUCAUGUGCUGCCUGCGGGAGAUCCCCUACACCAGCCAGGAUGAGAAGGAGAUCGUCCACAUUAAGUGGGCCACACCCUCAGAGAUCCUGCACAGGUUCCGGGCACAGGAGCUUUGGAUUGCUCCUCCGCAGUUCUAUGAGUUGAGCCGCUUGUGUCAUUUCCCUUUGUUGAAAGAUCUCCACAGCUUCUCCGGGCAGCGCGCCACAGAGGGUUGCGAGCGAUGGCAUCCUGUCAUCGUCAAGGAUACCCAUGUGUUUUCCCUGUUGCCAGGAGACAAACAUUAUCCACAGGGUGGCUCAGAAGAGACUGUAGCGGAUAGAGGCGUACGCCAUGCAGAGGACCAUCAUGGGGAGGAUAGUUCACUGCAUCGGAUCAUGAUUUUAGAUUCAUAUACAUUAACUGUUCAGGUUACCAUCACGCCCAAAUACAAACACUUGCUGCCUGUCGCUGAGCCGAUGUUCCCAAUGAACGGUCAGCUUUGAGACAUCCUCCAAAAUGUUGACGUUCUACACCGCCAGGCAUGUAUAAAGAAAGAUGUGUCUGAUGGCACAGGUUUAACAGCUGCCUUACAA